AUGAGAUUAACAAACCCAAAUCGGCAAACAGUCGUCUCCGCCUACGGUGACGGUGUGAGGAUGUUUACUGCCAUUAGGAAGAAAUACCACGAGCGCCAGUCCACCCGGGAACUAGAACGGUCGCUCGCACGCGGCCGUACUGAGAUUCAAUCUCGAUUCGAUCAACAUCGUCAAGAGCUUGGCUGGCGAUACGAGGAAGGUGACUCGAUCGCUCGUGAGCAGAUGAAAGAUAUCAUCAUCAAAUUGCAAGGGGCAUUGCUGAGACACCUUCGCGAGGCGCAGGAGCGGGGGACCACUUUGGAUCUGAUGGCGUUGCAGAUAGAGUCCGAGCAGGGUCGCGCUCGCACUAUACUCAUCUUGGGAGAUUUAUACCAGCGUCUCUCGAGGCCGCCCUCUGUUCCGUCGUCUUUUUCGAUGUCCAUCGAUUCAACCUAUCGUGGGAUGAAUUUGUAUGGCCAUGGACAUUCCCCUAACGGUCCGGACAGAUACCUGCCAUUCCACACGUCGGAGAUAGGGUACACCUCUGGCAGAUAUCCUGUCUCACCAGGCAGUUAUCCACAAGGCCAGUUCCUACAGGAGGUCGUCUGCGCCUCACCGACGGAGACACCGGGGCCACCGGGGCCACCGGGGCCACCGAUAGAGAGAGAGGCUGCCAAUCCAAGACCUCGCACACGAUCAUCGGGCAUUGGGUCAGUUGUGAGUAGUAUGGGCGACUUCUUCCAUCCCAGCCCAGGUCGUUGGAGUACACCGUCAUUCCCAUCGUCAGCACCCGAGCCUUCUUACCUACCACAGCCCGGAGUAAACAAUGAAGUGUCGCCGUCGACGCCACGGCAGAUUCCGCAACUUGAUAUCAGACCAGCCACGCCCCGCAGACCCAAGCUGCGAUCAAGCUCGAUACCCCACGACGUGUAUUGGGGCAACCCGUGGAAGCAAGAAAGCCUCGCAGACUCCGACUCCGACGACGCCAUCAGCCACGCUCCAAUCAAAGAAGAAAACCACCUCCUCUCGCCGAUCUCCCCACCUACACAAGGCCGCCAAGAUUCCCUCUCCGCAACCUCGACCGCCUCAACCGACUCAAACACGUCGAACCCUUCCACCCGAAGCAGCACAGACAGAGCAAUGCAAGCAAUCCGACCUCUCUGGCCACCCAGCAAAACGAACAACUACCUGGGAUUCUGCAAAGGAGCGUGGAAAGUGCACACGGGAUUCCGGGGAUUCAAAAUCUACUCGGAGCCCGGAACCGGUUAUUACACGCAACAGUCAUGGCUGCGAUGCACCAAGUGCGCGUUUGAAGCACCCAUGGCCCCUAAGAGUUCCAGUCACAACCCGCAAUUCGAGGAAAGCGUGCGGACGCACAAAGCCAGCGGUAUUCGCUAUCGAUUCGAGUUCUUGGCGAAAUCACACGUGCCUUGUAAGAGGGACCCAGCGGCGCAUUUUGCUCCUAAUACUCCCCGCGGCACGUUUUGUUGUGUCUUUUGCUGUGCGAUGGCACAGGGCUCGACGCAGGUUUAUGGGAAUCUGGAUAUCUUUAUGGCGCAUCUGGCGGAACAUCAUUGGGCUGUUGAGAAGGGGACGUUGGAUGUUUUGCCUAGUAUGCGGUGUGUGGUUGGUCGACUGGCGCCUGAUUCGGAGUAUUUUGACGUGAAUAUUUUGCCUGUGCGCGGCUGA
Messenger RNA from Penicillium egyptiacum, 1668 nucleotides. The record is from the annotation of a GenBank genome assembly. Lineage: Eukaryota; Fungi; Ascomycota; Eurotiomycetes; Eurotiales; Aspergillaceae.